AUGGAGUCAUGGUCUGAUGGAGAUGUGUACUGGGGGACAGCAGCUGUGACUGCUGCUGGCGGGCUGUACCGCCUGUGCUGGGCAGGCUUCCAACCUGAUGUUCUGCCAUACGAGCUCGUGGUCAACCGCUCUUUCAAUGGCAGCGGAAAUUUUACACUUGCACAGCUGGUAGGCAACUGGACUAACGCGACUUACAACAUGACCAGGACAAGCGUCCCGGAGUGGCUCGUGGACGUGGGCCGGUUCACCCUACUGGGACCUGCUCCACUUAGCCAAGACUUUACCUGUGCUGCUGGGGCAGCUUGCAACCUUCGCCCAAUCACUGGCUAUUAUCUGGGAUCGCAUGAUGUCUUUGCAGUGCUGGAGACCUGUGGUGAGACUUCGACGGCUGCUGACAGCAUGACAGCAAUGCGCUUUUCGAUUGCAAGUACUGGUGCGUGGCUAGCACCGACUCUACCAGCAGGUAUGUACCGUCUAUGCUGGUGUGCAGAACUGGGUGCGGCAACCUUCAACAUCAGUAGCUACGGCAACUUCAGCCGCAUGUCUUGCAUGCUGCAGCAAGAUUUCCAAGUCGAUGUGGGGCACGUAUCAGUGCAGCCUGCAGCUGCAGCUGAAGAGAAUGUGUCAUCCGAUGCUGUCGCUGCCCCCUUUGUGCCGGUGGUGGAGAGCAACGACACCCAGGUGGUUGUGAGCGGCCCAUGGCCAGUUCCGCAGUACCGCACCUGUGUCAGUGGACAGCGCUGCAGCUUCCUUCUCAUGGGCAUCCAACCUGCUGAUCUGGUUCUGGUCCUCGAUACAUGUGGCUUGCCGUCUGUCAUUCCGAAGUGGCCAGCCGGUGGCCUGAGCCUGCCUGUCGGUGAGAAUGCUACAGUUGAUGCAAACGAAAGCAUCUCUCUUAGUCAGAGGCUGACCUGGGGAGACGGGGCAGUGACAGCAGCAGGAGCUACAUACAGGCUAUGCUGGUGUCCGGCUGGCUCCGCCUGCGACACUUUUGCCAACUUUGCAGUUGACAUAGGCACCGUGGACCUGCUGGGACCACGGCCUGGAGCAACAACCUGCGUUAGUGGACGUGCGUGCUCCUCGCAUGUUCAAGGUCACAUGAUCUCUUCCAACGACACCAUUUGGGCACUUGAAACGUGCGGAGUGCAAGGUCGAAAGUUUGAAUUUACAACCCGUGGUGUGCUGACAAUGCUCACAGGGACCAGCACCGUGCAGAUAGCAAACUCAUUUCUUGUCGGUCUUGGCGGGACCUACAAACUAUGUUGGUGUGGCCCAGGCUGUCCAUGCGCGGACGGCCGCGAUUUCAACACAGAAGCUGGUGAUCUUGUACUGCAGGGUCCAUCUGACGAUCGCCAAGACAGGACAUGCAUUAGUGGCAGAACUUGUGUUGUCGAUGGCGUUCAAGGUCAAGACUUGUCUGACAUGGACGAGUUCCUCAUUCAGGACAGCUGUGGCAGUGAUCAG
Molecule: messenger RNA, 1464 nt
Organism: Symbiodinium pilosum
Lineage: Eukaryota; Dinophyceae; Suessiales; Symbiodiniaceae
Source: the annotation of a GenBank genome assembly